CGGUUUCAGCGACAGGGUAAGGGAGUUAAGGAAGGAGUUGGGGUUCGGGGUGCGAAGUCAGGGCGCAGCCAGGCAGAGGUACAUCGGGGAGCCAGGUAAUAAUUUCAAGAUGCCAGGGCGUGCCAGUUCCAAUUCAGGUUCGACUGGUUUCAUAUCCUUCAGCGGCAUAGAAUCUGCUCUGUCCUCCUUGAAAAACUUCCAGACCUGCAUCAGCUCUGGAAUGGACACAGCUUCUAGUGUUGCUUUGGACCUUGUGGAAACUCAGACUGAAGUGAGUAGUGAGUACAGUAUGGAUAAGGCGAUGGUUGAAUUUGCAAUCAUGGAUCGGGAACUAAACCAUUAUUUAAAGGCUGUUCAAUCUACAAUAAACCAUGUAAAAGAAGAACGUCCAGAAAAAAUACCCGAUCUAAAAUUAUUAGUGGAGGAGAAGUUUUUGGCUUUACAGAAUGAGAAUUCCGAGGCAGACUUUCAAAAUAAUGAAAAAUUUGUGCAGUUUAAACAACAGCUGAAAGAACUAAAGAAGCAAUCAGUGAAACCUAAAGAAGAUGGAGGACGCAAUGAGUUCGACAAGAUUAAGGAUAAGGAUGCAAGUAGAGCAGGCAAUGAACGAGAUGGUCUUCAAGCAGACAGAGACGCCGAUGGCACGGAAGGAGUUGAUGAAGAUAUGAUUGUGACCCAAAGCCAGACCAACUUCAUCUGCCCCAUUACGCAGUUGGAAAUGAAGAAGCCAGUGAAAAAUAAAGUGUGUGGCCACACCUAUGAAGAGGAAGCCAUUGUUCGCAUGAUUGAGUCCAAGCACAAGCGGAAGAAAAAGGCCUGUUGCCCCAAAAUUGGCUGUAGCCACACAGACGUGAGAUUGUCUGAUCUCAUCCAGGAUGAGGCUCUGAGAAGGGCGAUUGAGAGCCACCACAAGAAAAAACAUCGUCAGUCUGACUAGGAAAAGCCACCUGCCUGCAGGAAACUCCGCAGCCUACCUCCGACCCCAGACAUCUGUAGAGGGCAAUGCUUGUCAAAGCACUUUGACUGGCUGCAUAGCAUACUUUGGGGUAAAAUUGAAGGUUUUCGUGUAUUUGAAAACAUUUUUCUAUGUUCCAAUAAAAAUCCAAGCAUAUUA
Messenger RNA from Phacochoerus africanus (Common warthog), 1114 nucleotides. It is a transcript of the gene NSMCE2, whose product is annotated as NSE2 (MMS21) homolog, SMC5-SMC6 complex SUMO ligase. The coding region runs from base 110 to 937 and encodes 275 amino acids. NCBI's taxonomy places the organism in Eukaryota, Metazoa, Chordata, Mammalia, Artiodactyla, Suidae. Gene Ontology annotation, molecular function: zinc ion binding; ubiquitin-protein transferase activity; SUMO ligase activity. Gene Ontology annotation, cellular component: Smc5-Smc6 complex; nucleus. Gene Ontology annotation, biological process: double-strand break repair via homologous recombination; protein sumoylation; protein ubiquitination. The transcript is spliced from 8 exons. The record is from RefSeq and is a predicted model, not a curated record.